This is a messenger RNA of Podarcis muralis (Common wall lizard), 3239 nucleotides long. It is a transcript of the gene DCP1B, whose product is annotated as decapping mRNA 1B. Lineage: Eukaryota; Metazoa; Chordata; Lepidosauria; Squamata; Lacertidae. The record is from RefSeq and is a predicted model, not a curated record. Gene Ontology annotation, biological process: positive regulation of catalytic activity; deadenylation-dependent decapping of nuclear-transcribed mRNA; deadenylation-independent decapping of nuclear-transcribed mRNA. Gene Ontology annotation, cellular component: P-body. Gene Ontology annotation, molecular function: mRNA binding; enzyme activator activity.
UCAGCCUGGCGGCACUGCAGCGGCACGACCCCUACAUCUGCAGCAUCGUAGACGUGGCCAGCCAGGUGGCGCUCUACACUUUCGGGCACCGAGCCAAUGAGUGGGAGGUUGGCCAGAAUGAUGCCUGGGCAGUAUACUGGACAGUAGCAUAUUACGCGUUGGCAGUGAGACCUUAUGGAAGCGUGAGCCCUCAGCAAUUUACUAGCCAUGCAGACUCCUGAUGCCAGCCCUGCUGUAGCCAUGGAAAAGACUGAUGUGGAAGGAACACUGUUUGUUUACACAAGAUCAGCUUCACCGAAGUAUGGAUUCACUAUUAUGAAUAGGCUGAGUAUGGAAAAUCGGACAGAACCCAUAACUAAAGACCUGGAUUUCCAGUUGCAGGACCCUUUUCUGCUUUACAGAAAUGCCAGAUUGUCCAUUUAUGGAAUUUGGUUUUAUGAUAAGGAAGAAUGCCAAAGAAUUGCAGAGCUCAUGAAAAAUUUAACUCAGCAAGAACAACUGAAAGCACAGCAGGGGGCUGGCACUGGAAUUUCCCCAGUAAGCCUGAAUUUGGGUGACAGCAAAGAAGUGGAUAUCCUACGGAUGCUUAACAAAGCCAAAGAUGAAUAUACCAAGUGUAAAAUGUGCUCAGAGCCAAAACAGAUAACCAGUUCUUCUGCUAUAUAUGACAACCCCAACUUGAUCAAACCAAUCCCAGUGAAGCCUAGCGAAACUCAGCACCAGUGUAUUCCUCAACAAGUCCAGAAUACAGACCCUGAACCACAACACUUAUCUCUCACAACGCUCUUUGGAAAGCAGGAAAAGUCUAACGUAUACCAAGAUACCUCAGAGCAGUCACAAAAACUUCACCAAGAAAACUUUCCUCUGAGGCAAGGGGUUGUGCGCUCUCUGUCCUAUGAGGAACCUGGAAGACACUCGCCCACAGCAGAGAAGCAGCUUUGCCCGGCCAUUCAGAAACUGAUGGUGCGUGGAGCAGAGCUUCACCCAGUCUCCGAACUCCCUGAGAACCGGAUGUGUGAGAACGGCAGCGUCCCUUCGGUAGGGGAGGUUUUCACGGGACUCUUCCAGCCUGUGGCUUCUCAUGGCAUUCGGACAUCUCAUCCAGUCCAAGAUGCCGUCAGCACACGCAGCCUGCUGCAACAGCUCCAAAGCCAGUCAGGACAAAUGACAAAAAUGGAGCCCAGCAAUGCAGGACCAACGAGUUCUGCUGCAUCAGUCUUCACCAGGGCUCCUGCUGUCUCCUCAGGAGCCCAGGUAAAGAAUGUGACACAGCCUCAUCUCAUGUAUUUCAAUGGCUCUCUCCCAGGUCAGACUUUGGGGCCUCCAGCCCUUGGUAAAGAACAACCCAAACUUCCCGGACAGUCCCUUCCUCUCUCUGGGAACCAAUCUGGAAACUCUGGAGUAAUUUCACCACAAGAGUUAUUAAAGAAACUUCAGAUAGUGCAACAGGAGCAACAGUUGCAUGUAUCCAGUCGGCCAACCUUGGCAGCCAAGUUUCCCGUGGUUACUCAGAGCAGCACCACCCUAAAACCUCUGGAUUCCUGGAUGGACAAAGCUUCAAACACAGAAAAGCAGCCUCCUCUUUUUCAGGUCAUCUCGCCGCAGCGAAUUCCUGCUACUGUGGCUCCUUCACUACUGAUGUCCCCAAUGGUGUUCAGUCAGUCUGCCCCAGCACCGCCAAAGCCAAGUGAAGGUGGAUGGCUGCCCAUCGUGAACCAAGAAGCUGUUUCUAGUUCCACCAGCAGCCUGUCUGUGCAGAACCCAGAAGCAGCUGUUACAAACAGCAGCUCACUGACAAAGCUACAACUACAGGAAACGUUACUACAUCUGAUCCAGAAUGACGACAACUUCCUAAACGUCAUCUAUGACGCGUACCUAGACAGCGUGAGAAAAGCAGCACUGAAAAAACCCAUGUGAAACUUCGUUUUUUUUAAAAUUAAAAUGUAUCUCAUAUCCUGAACUUGACUUUUUAAAAUAACUGUCAAACAAAACAAGGGGUUUUGGGCUUUCUGCAUAGCUUUAAAUGAUGCUCGCUGGCAAGUCUGUGCUCUGCUGAGGAAUGAGUGGGUGGGAACGGAUAGUGCCUUCCAGAGGGUAGGGUGAUGUCACAGUAUGACAACAGACUUAAGAUACCUUUAUAGUGUUUUUCUUAUGUAGGCUGGAUACCAGCAUGUAUAAAGAUUUAUAUUUUCUCUUCAAUAAUACAUCUGUUUUUUGUGUUUUUUAAAAGAAGAAUAUUAGAGAUUAGUUGCCUAGGUACUUUGCUGGAAUCAUUAGUUACCAUAGGUGGAAGUUACUACUCUACAUUGUUUACAAAGGAUGGUACUUGCUGGCGGCCACCAGGUGGCAGGCUUGGACUAUAGUAGUAAACUUUGAAGCUAUUGUGAAAGCUGUUGCUAGAGAAAGCAGAUAGCUUUUCAAAGAGCUAAAAAUAACAUUGUGGUCAUCAUUGCCAGUGAUUUGGACAUCCAUCCCUCUGCUGUCUCUGUUCACACAAUCUGUAUGUUGGUUUUUUGUUUUGUUUUUAAACCUGUUUGAUGGCAAAGAAGUGAAUGCGUAUGCCGUGGACAUCCAUACCACCUCCAGUUCUACUGACCCCCCCCCCCCAAAGAAAAACCACAACAGAGGCUGUCAUUAUUCUUUGGAAGGAAUGUUACUUGCCCGCAGGAGACUGGUUUCUCAUGUUACAAUUUCCCCCUACAUGCCAGAGUUGUGUGAAAAAGAUAACGCAGGAAGGUCUGCAACCAAGGUCUGCAACCAAGAGUCAGCCGCUGCAAAAGGACUUGUCUAUGCCAAGAAUUUGAUAGGAUUCUGCAUACCAUUUCCUUUCUUGUUCCCUGCAACACACCCCAAGUUCUCUGCAUGCAGACUACUAUGUAGGAAAGAGGCGGUUUUCCUCUUUUUAAAAAACAAAAAACAAAACCUCAUUUUGUAAGCAAAUAUUUUUCUAUUUUGUGACCAGAACAUUCAUAGCAAGGAGUAGAUGAUUACAUUAGAAUUCUUUAUAGAGUCUUUUCUUUCUAGCUGUUUUUCCCCUUUGAUGUAGAUAUAGGCCUUCAUUAGACUGUGAUAACUUCUGUGUGCUUUUCUCCGGGAUGACUGCAUUACUUUUAAGCAUUUUGUUAAAACUAGCAAUGUGAAUGAAUGAAUAGUUUCAUUUCCACUGUGUUGUUCAAUCAGAAGAUGGACAGUAGUUUCAAUUACCCAUUUGUAAAGAAAAUAAAAUGUAUUUACACAGA